UUCUUCCGCAAACACAGAGUAGCUUCCCCGUUUAUCGGUUGAUCAAUGCGGCGGUGGAGUUCUGUCUCUCGUCUCCUGGCUCCAUUUAAUAUUUCGAACAGUAACCCAUAUUUAUGAGUGAUUGAUUCGGCGUCAUGACGGCCAACAGCCGCUGUUCCGCCGCGGAGCCCCCGGGCCUGGAGACCCAGCGGCGGGAGAUCGAGUCUCUUCUGCGGGAGUGGGAGCUCCGCGCUGGGGACAGUUGGUACGUGGUGGAGCGCCGCUGGUAUGAGCAGUGGAAGGAGUUUGUGGACGGAGACCAGAACUCGUCGUCUUUCCCCGGUCAGAUCGACAACACUGAGCUGUUUGAGGACCUGGACUCGUACCACCUGAAGGAGCGCCUGGUGGAGAACGAGGACUUCAUGUUGGUGCCGGCUGAGGCGUGGCACAAGCUGCUCACCUGGUACGGCAUGGUGGAGGGGCAGCCGCCGCUGGAGCGCAAGGUGGUGGACCUGCCCAGCACCCUGAAGGUGGAGGUGUACCCCGUUGAGAUAUUCCUCUGUCUCCAUAGCAACAUGGAGAACGUCAUCACUGCCCAGUUCAGCCGGGCAGACAGCAUAUACUCGAUCCAGAGGGCGAUGUGCGAGGCCUUCUCGGUGCCCCCGGGCUCAGAGUGUCGUCUGUGGAUGAAGAGUUCGGACAGCACCUGCGAGCGUCUUAGGAACGUGCACGUGAGCGUGCUGGACGCCUGUCUGAGCUCCGCCAUGACGGUGAUUAUGGAGACAAGAAAUGCCGACGGCACCUGGCCGAGCUCCAGACCUCAAAUCAUAAGGAACUCGGUGGAGGAGCAGGACUCGUACCGAGGGCAGCCGGGAGUCUGCGGCCUCACCAACCUGGGCAACACCUGCUUCAUGAACUCAGCGCUACAGUGUCUGAGCAACACCCCCCCUCUGACGGAGUACUUCCUGCAGAGCUCCUACCUGGAGGAGCUGAACUUCACCAACCCUCUGGGCAUGAAGGGAGAGAUCGCCGAGGCCUACGCCGACGUCAUCAAACAGAUGUGGUCCGGCAGGCACUACUCCGUGGUCCCGCGCGUCUUCAAGACGAAGGUGGGCCACUUUGCCUCUCAGUUCCUGGGUUACCAGCAGCACGACAGUCAGGAGCUGCUGUCCUUCCUGCUGGACGGACUGCACGAGGACCUGAACCGGGUCAAAAACAAAGAGUACAUCGAGCUGCGAGACGCUGAAGGACGACCGGACCAGGAAGUGGCGGAGGAGGCGUGGCGGAACCACCGCCGGCGGAACGACUCGGUGAUCGUCGACACGUUUCACGGCCUCUUCAAGUCCACGCUCGUCUGUCCAGAAUGCCACAAGGUCUCCGUGACCUUUGACCCCUUCUGCUACCUGAGCGUCCCACUUCCUGUCAGCAAGGAGCGCGUCAUGGAGGUCUUCUUCGUCUCUCUGGACCCCUACGCCAAACCUGCACAGCAUCGAGUCGUGGUUCCUAAAACAGGAAAAGUGUCGGACCUCUGCACAGCUCUGUCCGAGAUGACCAACGUACCUCCCACGCAGAUGGUGGUAGCUGAUGUGUUCAACCACCGUUUCUACAAGAUCUACAACACUGACGAGUCUCUGAGCUGCAUACUGGACCGAGACGACAUCUUUGUGUACGAGCUGAGCAUGCUGGAGGAGCAGCAGGAGGAGCAGGUGCUGCUGGCGCUGUACCUGAGGGAGCGCUCUCACUACAGGGACUACGGCUCCGGCAGCAGCUCGUACGGCACGUCGCUGUUCGGACACCCGCUGCUGCUCAGCGUGCCGCGCAGCUGCUGCAGCCGCGAGGAGCUCUACACACUGUUCCUGCAGAGGCUGGCGCGUUAUGUGCGUCCUCCCGAUCCCUCUGAGGAGCUGGAAGAAGAGGAGGAGGAGGAGCUGUACAAAGCUCAGACCAACGGCAUCAGUGACGAGGAGGAGCAGGAGGACGGAGAGAGAGCCGGGCCCUCUCAGACAGAACACUGCUCCGGUGAUGCAUCUGCAAACAGCCAAUCAGACGACACCGCCACUGCCGAACCCCGCCCCUUUGUCAACCACACGCAGUCCCCAUCGGACCAGGGCGACACGGAGACUAACGGGCCCCUGAAUCAGACGGAGCCGGACGCUCACACCCCCAUCACUGACGGAGUCAAGCCCUGCGAGGAGGCGAGCGGGACCUCCGACUCAAGCUCAGAACCUCCAGCCCAUCAGCCGCAGCCGAGUGACACCACAGAAGAAGAAAAAGAGGAGGACAAGCAGGAGGAGGCGUGUUCUCCGAGCCCGCCAGCCAAUGAGCAGCCAGCGAAGAGGAAGGUGCACUGCAAGAGGAAGAGUCUGUUCACCAUCCAGGCGGUCAACUCCAACGGGACGACUGAGAGAGGGAUGGGAGAGGGGGGGAGCGCCGUGUCCUUCAGCUCUCAGCCCUAUGUGGCCAUCGACUGGGACCCUGAGAUGAAGAAGAGAUUCUACAACGAGAACGAGGCCGAGAAGUACGUGAAGCACGCCAGUAUGGAGGUUCCUCAGCAGCAGACCACUGUCCAGCUGCAGGAGUGCAUCGAGCUGUUCACCACUGUGGAAACACUGGAGGAGGAGAACCCAUGGUACUGCCCGGUGUGUAAGAAGCACCAGCUGGCCACGAAGAAGCUGGACCUCUGGUUCCUGCCGGAGGUUCUCAUCAUCCACCUCAAGAGGUUCUCCUACACCAAGUUCACCAGAGAGAAGCUGGACAGCAUCGUGGACUUCCCUCUGAGAGAGCUGGACUUCUCCGGCUGCCUCCUGAGAAAGAGUCUGUCCAAUGGGGAGCCUCCGAGCCGCUACGACCUCAUCGCUGUGUCCAAUCACUACGGAGGACUGAGAGACGGGCAUUACACCAGCUAUGCGCGGAACAAGGACAACGGUCAGUGGUAUUACUUUGACGACAGCAAGGUGACGUACGCCAGGGAGGAUCAAAUCGUGACCAACGCCGCUUACGUCUUGUUCUACCAGCGACAAGACAAGAUCAGAAAACCCACUCUGCCCGCCCCCAGCACAAGCCCCGCCUCCUCCAGCCAGCCCGCCAACGACAUCACUUCCUGUAAGGAUGAUGACAUCACUCCCUGUAAGGAAGACGACGCUGAGCUCGGCACCGCCGCUGCCGCCUCCUCCUCCUCCUCCUCUUACGUCACCAUGGAAACAGACUAAAUGAAUCCUCAAGGUUUAGAUUAAUUUUACGGUAAUAAGGUUUCUCUUUUCAGAACGGGCCUGUGAUUUAUUUUUUUCUUUCCAACAACACUUGAACUUUCUCUGAUUUAUUUCUUUUCCCCGAUAAAUAACAACAACAACAAUCUGCAAUCUUUUAUUCUGAUAGAUGAUAAAUGGGUAGAUAUUGGUAGAUUUGAGACGUGCUCUUUAUUGCUGAUCAGAUCUUUGUUUAUGAAGCCCCGAGCGGCCGCAGACUAACUACAGACUCUUACAGUGUUUAAUUAUAAUCCGUAAUAAAUGAAAUGUUUCAUUCAACAAAUAAAAGUAAAGACAUAUUUAGAGACCCGUCACCUUGCCAAUUCAUAAUCUGAUCUCCGGAUACCGUCUUGAAAAACUCAAUAACAUUUAAAAAUAAAGAAAUGUUACGUCAUUGUUGGUACCAGAUUUUAAUACUGAAUAAAAAAAUACUACUUAAUUUUAAUCUAAUUUUAGGUAUUUUUUAACAGUUAAUACGUAGAUUAUAAUAAAACACUGUAGAGGUCUAUAGUUUUUUAAGUGCACACACCGGGUUCCAUAUUUGAUAAUAAAGCUAAAGGACAGCAGGUAAUCAUCUAUAAUUAGUUGCAUACAAACGGCCUGAAACUUGUGCGCAGUGUAGUUUCUAGAAGUUAGUCCUGACUCAAAUAUAGGUUCCUUAAAACAUGACACAAGUUUACAAGAAACAUAAAAGCAAUUCAAUUCUUUAGUUUUGUUGUAACGGUAAAUGUUGGCAGUCGUCUUUUCUUAUGUUCUUUAAUAAAAAGCAGAUUGGUUGUCCGUAGUUUAUUGUACUCACCGGCUGAAACUCAUUAAAGGAGCAGGGGAUUAUGGGUCAUAAGUGCGUGUUUAUAGCAAGAGUAAAAUAAUUUAAUGUUGAACAAAGCUGCCGGGGCUGAGGAAUGAACCUUUCUUUGUAUAUGUUGGUCGUUUUCUUCUGGUAUUUAUUAUUAUUUUUGAGUAAUUUCCGCUGUCACACGACUGCAGGUGUUUUCUGAUUGGAGCUGAUGAUUGAGAUGCUUAUUUUUCAUAUUUAUAGGCGACAUUUGUAUUCAGGCUUCAACGUAUUUGACAGAACGACGGGCGCAGUCUUCUCUCUCUCUCUCUGGAGCUCUCACUGAUUUUCAAACCGGCUCUGUGUACAGUAUUUUUGUAUUGUAAGAAAUGUAUAAUUAUUAUUACCAUUCCUGGGUCGGGUCGGAGGGAAUCUGGGGCUGAUUUCUUUCUUUGGUCUUCCUGUCAAAUAUCAGAUGAAAAUAUUUUAUUGUACUUUCAAUCUUUUGAUAUGAAUAAAAGGAUGAUUAUUAACAGGA
Eleginops maclovinus (Patagonian blennie) is the source of this 4537-nucleotide messenger RNA. RefSeq names its product ubiquitin specific peptidase 11 (gene usp11). The record is from RefSeq and is a predicted model, not a curated record. Gene Ontology annotation, biological process: protein deubiquitination. Gene Ontology annotation, cellular component: nucleus. NCBI's taxonomy places the organism in Eukaryota, Metazoa, Chordata, Actinopteri, Perciformes, Eleginopidae. Gene Ontology annotation, molecular function: cysteine-type deubiquitinase activity.